This is a messenger RNA of Filobasidium floriforme, 981 nucleotides long. Its product is annotated as yippee zinc-binding/DNA-binding /Mis18, centromere assembly-domain-containing protein. Bases 209 to 859 code for a protein of 216 amino acids. Lineage: Eukaryota; Fungi; Basidiomycota; Tremellomycetes; Filobasidiales; Filobasidiaceae. The record is from RefSeq and is a predicted model, not a curated record. The transcript is spliced from 5 exons.
GUCUGGUGGCUGGUGGCAAGCAAGGUGUGCGCCUCGGGGUUUGACAGAGGUCCGAAUGAUUCGUCAUCAUCAUCACCUCGACCCCGGAUCCGAGCUCUUCACGUCGAUCACAUCCCAUAUCAUCAACAGGCGAACCAGACCUCGGCCGAACUCUAUCCCAUGAUCUACUGCACCUUUGACCGAUCUCCAUGCUCACCUCCAUACCAAGAUGAGACCGCCAGGUUUCCUCUCGAUCGCUCUUCGACGGGCAUCGAACGCUUCUCAAUCGUCCGUUGAAGAUGAUUCUCAGCCGACCACACCAGGUCCCGCAACCGCAAGCAGAUCUCCAGGUUUCGAUCACCAAGGCGAGGUUGAUACCGGACAGAUCAGCCUGAAUGUCGCUUCUUCGACCACAGCCGUGGUCGUAUCGUCAACAAACCAAUCAGUUCCCCCGAACCAGUUUGUUCUCAAAGAGCGACCAGACCUAGACCUAGAAUCGAAAUUAAAAGCAGUCGACCGGAAAGCGAAGGAGAGCGUCAAGGUGCAUUACUUUCCCAAAGACAAGCCGGUGUAUAGUUGUCGAAAAUGUUUGGUUCCCAUCGCUCUGCAGGACGAACUCGUCUCCAAGGCCUUUUCCGGGCGAGACGGACGAGCCUAUCUGAUGCAUUCGACGGUGAAUACGAAAUUAGGGAAAGUGGAGGAGAGGAGGUUAUUGACCGGACUGCAUACGGUAGCCGACCUCUUUUGUACGUCCUGCGACGCUUCGCUCGGCUGGACGUAUUUGAAAGCUCAGGAUCGGGACCAGGUGUAUAAAGAGGGCAAGUACAUCUUGGAAGCUUCCAAGACGGUCAAGGAGAACAAUUGGGAGUUGGGCACGUGAGCGUGAGUCGUGAGGAGGCGUGAGGAGGACGGGAAAAAGGGGGAUCGGGUUACGGAUCAGACUGUAUACAUAUUUGUAAUGUAAUGUAAUGUAAUGUAAUGUAAUGUAAUGUAAUGUAAUGU